Caenorhabditis remanei is the source of this 894-nucleotide messenger RNA. RefSeq lists its product as uncharacterized. Bases 1 to 894 code for a protein of 297 amino acids. NCBI's taxonomy places the organism in Eukaryota, Metazoa, Nematoda, Chromadorea, Rhabditida, Rhabditidae. The transcript has 4 exons. The record is from RefSeq and is a predicted model, not a curated record.
AUGUUUCGCCACGAAGCCGCAGAGAAUGCCGUAAAAGCGCUGAACGAAGCUGCGCCGUACUUGUCAUACGCAGCUCGCUUCACCUCUUUCAAAGCCUUCAAGUACGACAAGAGAUUUACAUCAAAGUGUUCCUCUGAUGCGCUAGCACAUGCAGGAUUCUACUCAACAGCCACGCCAACUUCUCCAACAAAUGCAAAAUGUCCUUUUUGUAUGCUCGAGCUCACAUUUGCCGAGAAUGACGAUCCAUGGGAGAAACAUAGAACACAAAAGCCAGAUUGUGAAUUCGUCAUUCUAGGACAGCCUGAUGAGACAACCUUGACACUUCAAACUAUAUCCAGUCUAGCGAUUCGCUGCGCAACUGUCGCAGAAUACGAAAAGAUGCUGCCUAUCAUUCACUAUUUGGAAGAAGCUGACCAUGAAGCCACCCGAAAAUUGAUCAGUCUUCGCAAUAAUUCUCAGUACCUCACCGCGGAUCACCGUUACGCUACAUUCAAAAUUGUUGGUCAACGUGCGAAAGGAGUUAGGGAUCACAUUCUGAAGAAAAUUGCAAAAGCCGGUUGGUGUUCUGCUAUAACAAAUCGCUCGCUCCUGUCCGCGAAGUGCCCGUUUUGUCUUCUUACAAUUGACUUCGGAACAACGGAUGAUUUCUGGGAAGAACACAAGAACUCGAGUGCUAACUGUGAUUUCGUAAAACUCAACAAACUCAACGAAAAAGAUUGGACUACUGAAGAAGCUCUGAUGUUGGCAGUUAAAAUUUCAGUUGUGAAGAAGUUUGAAAAACAACGUAAAAUCCUUGAGCAACUAGAAAAUGACAAAGAAGCUGAUCAAUUGGCAAACCAGCUGAGCAAAAUGAUGGCAAGACCAAAGUGCCUCAGACGCCGAUGCAGUGUUUGA